Messenger RNA from Aspergillus glaucus CBS 516.65, 1827 nucleotides. Its product is annotated as glutamyl-tRNA(Gln) amidotransferase subunit PET112. Gene Ontology annotation, biological process: glutaminyl-tRNAGln biosynthesis via transamidation; mitochondrial translation. Lineage: Eukaryota; Fungi; Ascomycota; Eurotiomycetes; Eurotiales; Aspergillaceae. The transcript is spliced from 4 exons. The coding region runs from base 1 to 1827 and encodes 608 amino acids. The record is from RefSeq and is a predicted model, not a curated record. Gene Ontology annotation, molecular function: glutaminyl-tRNA synthase (glutamine-hydrolyzing) activity.
AUGCUCCGUCCAUGCCUACGCCAGAGCCGGGGAGCAGCCAGUUCUCUCUGCUCGCAAUGCUACCAGCUCUACCACCGCACUCUCCCCGCACCAUCCCAUCCUAAUCCCAUCGCCGCGACCCGAUUCUUCUCCUCCACCCGACCAGCUCGAAACACUACCCAAACCUCUACAACCACCGAUGCGGAUCACGUUCCUCUCCGGAAACAGCUGAAGAACGAUGCGAAAUCUGUCAAGGCCCGCCAGAGAGAAACCAGAGAGAAGGAAGAAGCAUCGCGGCAACAAUGGGAGUUGACCGUGGGGGUCGAGAUUCAUGCGCAAUUGGAUACGGAGGCCAAAUUGUUUUCUCGGGCGUCGACGGUAUUGAGCGAGAUUCCAAAUUCCAAUGUCGCUCUUUUUGACCUGGCGUUUCCCGGAAGUCAGCCGGAAUUUCAAGCCGCGACACUCCUGCCCGCUCUCCGCGCUGCUAUUGCCUUCAAUUGCGAUAUCCAAUCCGCCAGUCGAUUCGACCGAAAACACUACUUUUACCAGGACCAACCGGCCGGAUAUCAGAUCACCCAGUAUUACGAACCCUUUGCCAAAAAUGGCUACGUCGACCUAUACGACUACGACGGUAUCGCACCGGAGGACGGCAAACACGUACGAGUUGCAAUCAAACAAAUCCAGUUGGAACAGGAUACGGCGAAAUCGCAGGACUACCCACCGUCGACCCAAUUACUCGACUUCAACCGCGUUUCGCACCCGCUCAUUGAGGUUAUCACCAUGCCUCAGAUCCAUAACCCCGCCACGGCCGCCGCAUGUGUCCGAAAGAUUCAAGCUAUCCUUCAAUCCUGCAGCGCAGUCACCACGGGAAUGGAACUAGGAGGUCUCCGUGCUGACGUCAACGUGUCCGUCCGUCGACGAGAUGAAGCGCCGGGUACUCAUGAAUACGAUGGAGUCAGCGGGUUAGGCCAGCGGACAGAAAUUAAGAACCUCAGCAGCUUCAAGGCCGUGGAGGAAGCCAUCAUCGCGGAAAAGAACCGACAGAUCACAGUCUUGGAAAGUGGAGGUGCAAUUGAAGGAGAAACCCGUGGUUGGACUAUCGGUAGUACCGAGACUCGGCGGCUGCGAGGUAAAGAGGGGGCGGUGGAUUAUCGUUACAUGCCAGACCCGGAUCUCCCACCAUUGUUCAUAGGCGAGGACCUUAUUAGUGGACUUCGCGAGAAGCUGCCCUUGUCCCCGGAUGAGGUGCUACAGACACUGGUUGGCUCCGAAUAUAGCCUUUCAGUCGACGAUGCAAAGCCGUUGAUCGAGCUGGACGACGGUGCGCGACUGGAAUACUACCACGAUGUGGUCGACAUCCUCUGCGAACUGCAAGCAAACCAACAAAACAAAUCCCUCAAGGACCUCAAACGCGCCGCUGGCAACUGGGUCCUCCACGAACUAGGCGGACAGCUCACCAAGUCAAACCUAUCCUGGGACUCAGACCUCGUCCCCGCCCAAUCCCUAGCAGAAAUCAUCGACCAGCAAAACCGAAAACGUAUCACCGGUGCAACCGCCAAGGAGGUGCUCUCCAUGGUAUUCAACGGUGACCGACGACCCAUCGCACAACUCAUCGAGGAAGAAAAUCUGGUCUUCCGCCCGCUAUCCGGAGAGGAAUACAUUGAGCUGGCACAGGCAGCUAUCGCCCUGAAUCCGCAGAUGGUUGAGCAGAUUCGCACGAAGAACCAGGUGGGUAAGAUUGGGUGGUUUUUGGGGCAGGUGAUGCGAAUGGGGGAGAAGGGGCGGGUGGAAGCGCCUAAGGCGAAUGAGAUCUUGAAAGAGUUGAUAAUGGGGAAUAGCCAGCAAUAA